Messenger RNA from Eutrema salsugineum, 870 nucleotides. RefSeq lists its product as uncharacterized. The transcript is spliced from 2 exons. Lineage: Eukaryota; Viridiplantae; Streptophyta; Magnoliopsida; Brassicales; Brassicaceae. The record is from RefSeq and is a predicted model, not a curated record. The coding region runs from base 1 to 870 and encodes 289 amino acids.
AUGGCAUACGGUUCUGCGGCUGAUGCAGUUGACGAGUACCUCUGUCUGGGUGAAAGUACCGCACUUUCAUGUUUGAAACAUUUUACUGAAGCAAUAAUAUCUUUAUUUGGAGAUGAAUAUCUCAGACGACCCACUGCAGUGGAUCUUCAACAACUACUAGAUGUUGGGGAAAGCCGUGGAUUCCCGAGAAUGAUAGGGAGCAUCGAUUGUAUGCAUUGGGUGUGGAAAAAUUGUCCUACAGCUUGGAAAGGGCAAUAUACACGUGGUUCAGGAAAACCGACAAUCGUCUUAGAAGCAGUAGCAUCACAUGAUCUUUGGAUAUGGCAUGCGUUUUUCGAACCUCCAGAUCGUGCUCCAAAGGUUAAAUACUAUGUCAAUGGAAACCAAUACCGUUAUGCAUACUACCUAACCGACGGUAUCUACCCGAAGUGGGCAACUUUUGUACAAUCAAUACCCCUACCGCAAGACCUAAAAACCAGAUGUUUUGCUAAACAUCAAGAAUCCGUCCGCAAAGAUGUCGAACGUGCAUUCGGAGUUUUGCAAGCUCGGUUUGCGAUUGUAAAAAACCCAGCUCUCAUUUGGGAUAAGCAGAAAAUUGGAAAUAUUAUGCGGGCAUGCAUCAUCUUGCAUAAUAUGAUAGUGGAAAAUGAACGAGACCAUUACAAUCUGGUUGAUACAACAGAAUUUGAACAAGGCGAUCUUACCAGAUGUUCCCAAGUUGAUAUGUCAUUCUCUACAGAUUUAGCUUCAAAUAUCGGAAAUAUGAUCGGUAUUCGUAAUGAAAUUCGGGACAGAAAAACACAUGAUCUAUUACAAGCGGAUCUACUUGAGCAUAUGUGGCAUAAAUUUGGACAUCUAGAAGAUUAUUAG